Trichoderma atroviride IMI 206040 is the source of this 1079-nucleotide messenger RNA. RefSeq lists its product as uncharacterized. The record is from RefSeq and is a predicted model, not a curated record. Lineage: Eukaryota; Fungi; Ascomycota; Sordariomycetes; Hypocreales; Hypocreaceae. Gene Ontology annotation, cellular component: membrane.
CCAUGGCUCCUCCAACGCAGACUUUCAACCUGGACGUUGAAGCCAUCUCUGGCAUUUGCGGGUCCAUCUCCAUUGCCUGCUGGGUCGUCGUAUUCUCUCCGCAAAUCAUACAAAACUUCCAACGAAGCAGCGCCGAUGCUCUUUCGAUUCAAUUCAUCAUCAUCUGGCUCUUGGGAGAUGUCUUCAACAUUCUCGGGGCGGUUCUGCAGGGAGUUCUCCCUACCAUGAUCAUCCUGGCGAUAUACUACACAAUUGCCGACAUUGUGCUUCUAGGCCAGCUCUUUUACUACCGUGGAUUUACCUGGCGCGACGAGCCGACCCCUCCAUCCCCGCCCAAGACGAAUGGUAACGGCAACGCUUCUGCACCGGCAACCACCUCCGCCAAUGUGGACGAGUAUACAGCUCUGAUUGCCAGAGUAGAGACUCAUGGCCAUCACAGCCACCAUGACCGCCGUGGUCGGCGCGGAUCAGACUGGUCUGGCUUUUCGCCGGCAGUACCGCAUAUUUCCGAGCCACCGACGAUCCCGCAACCACCGCCGACAGCCUUGCAAACUACUGUUUGGAAUUCUAUUGUGAUCCUCAUGGUGUGCGCGUCUGGCGUUGCCGGAUGGUUCCUGGGCGAAAAGGCCUCUGGCGGCGAGAAGUCUCCUUCCAAUAGUAGUGAUAAUUUGGAGUUCAACACUUUGGGCCAAGUCUUUGGAUACUUUUGCGCCGCUUUAUACAUUGCUUCUCGGCUGCCGCAGCUUAUUCUCAACUGGAGGCGAAAAACAACCGAAGGCCUUAGCAUGCUCUUCUUUUUGUUUGCCUGUCUUGGAAACGCCACCUAUGUCUUGUCUAUCGUUGCAUAUGCACCACACUGCGGCGAAGAAGCCUGCACUCCAGAGGAAGCGAGGCGGCUCUAUGGUCGUUACAUUCUCGUGAAUCUGAGCUGGCUGGCUGGCAGCGCUAUGACGCUCCUGUUAGACUUGGGUGUUUUUAUCCAGUACUUUUUGUACAGGGUAGAAGAUGACACUUCAGAUGAUGAGAAUCGUGGCGAUGACAACAGUGCUGUUGAUGAGCAUUACGACCAAAGGCCGCUU